Molecule: messenger RNA, 939 nt
Organism: Didymodactylos carnosus
Lineage: Eukaryota; Metazoa; Rotifera; Eurotatoria; Philodinida; Philodinidae
Source: the annotation of a GenBank genome assembly
AUGUUUGAUUCUCGGUUCCGGAACCGAAAUGACGGUUUCGGUUCUCGAGUUAGAACCAAACCGGAAAGAACCGCGACUUGUCCACUUGCCACUUCAGCCGCACCUGUUACAAAAAACAAAGCACCUGAAGCUGACACAAACACUGAAAAACCUUCUAUGGUUAGACAAGUUCGAGAAAAAAAACCAAAAAUGAAAACAUUUUCAAUUUAUCGUUGGAAUCCUGAAGAACCUAAUAAGAAACCAUAUUUACAAGAUUACAAUAUUGAUUUAAACGAUUGCGGGCCAAUGGUUCUGGACGCAAUUAUUAAAAUAAAGAACGAAAAUGAUCCAACACUGGCGUUUCGUCGUUCUUGUCGUGAAGGUAUAUGCGGAAGUUGUUCAAUGAAUAUUGAUGGACGAAACACAUUAGCGUGUAUAUGUAAAAUCGAUGAUUCAAGUAAACCAUCAAAAAUAUAUCCAUUGCCUCAUAUGUAUGUUAUUAAAGAUCUUGUGCCGGAUUUUUCAAAUUUUUAUAUGCAGUAUAAAAUGAUUGAACCAUAUUUGAAACGCAAAACACCAACAAAAAUUGGCGAUAAACAAUUAUUUCAGACCGAAGAAGAUCGUCGAAAAUUAGAUGGCGUAUAUGAAUGUAUUUUAUGUGCUUGUUGUUCAACAUCUUGUCCAAGUUAUUGGUGGAAUUCUGACAAAUAUCUUGGUCCUGCUAUUUUACUCCAAGCGUAUAAAUGGAUAGUUGAUUCACGCGAUGAAUAUACAGAAGAACGUUUAAGUCAAUUUCAUGAUACUUUUUCACUUUAUCGUUGUCAUACGAUUAUGAAUUGUACAAAAGUUUGUCCUAAGGGUUUAAAUCCAGCAAAAGCAAUUGGUGAACUCAAAAUGUUAAUGGGAGGAGUACGGUCAUUACCGGCAAAAAAUUCAUCAACAGUUGGUCCAACCUAUUAA